AUGCCUAGGGCUUUGACAAGCCGGUCCACUGUAAGCCUCACGUUCCGAAAUGACUAUCUUUGUGCAAUGGAGAGAAAGAGAAGACCAAUGCUUAACUACAUGGAUAGAGUUCAACACAUGGUUACUGUAAACAUGAGAGGAAUCUUUAUGGAUUGGUUAGUGGAAGUUGUUGUAGAGUACAAGCUUCUCUCAAAAACCCUUAAUCUCUCUAUGUCAUACAUUGAUAGGUUUUUGUCUGUUAAUCCUAUGAGCAAAUCGAGGCUUCAAUUGCUUGAUGUUUCUUCCAUGCUCAUUGCUUCGAAGUAUGAGGAAGUUAAUCCACCCGGUGUUGACAAAUUCUAUAGCAUCACUAAUAACACUUAUGAAAAGGCAGAGGAAGAGUGA
Molecule: messenger RNA, 384 nt
Organism: Glycine soja
Lineage: Eukaryota; Viridiplantae; Streptophyta; Magnoliopsida; Fabales; Fabaceae
Product: putative cyclin-A3-1
Exons: 4
Coding region: 1-384 (127 amino acids)
Biological process (GO): regulation of cyclin-dependent protein serine/threonine kinase activity; mitotic cell cycle phase transition
Cellular component (GO): cyclin-dependent protein kinase holoenzyme complex; cytoplasm; nucleus
Molecular function (GO): cyclin-dependent protein serine/threonine kinase regulator activity
Source: RefSeq, a predicted model, not a curated record